GGAUCUGAAUUUUAAGUGAAUAUACUCCUACUUUGCAUUCUCUCUCUCUAAACUUCACAUAAUUUAAUAUAUUCGGUGGUUUAUAGCCAUCAAAUUGGUGCUUUCAUUGAGGACAGAGAAACAUACUCGUAGGUUAACUCCCGGAAGCGAGAAUGGUGCAAACAAGGAGCAACAUCCCCACCACCAGCCACGUCGUCGGUGAGGAGAACGGCCCGAGCAACGGAAAUGGCACAGGAGGGAUUACCUCGGCUCUUGACGCGGUCCAGGCAUUGUUCGGUAUGGGGGUGACCGCAGAGCAACUCCAGGCUGCCGUAGCGGCCCUCUCUGCCAUCGGCGAGCGCGGGGGUGGACCCGGCACCGAAGCUACCCAGGCUCCGCACGGUCCCAAUAUCGAACACAUUACCAGCACAAGGGGAAGAAGACCCGAAGGAGCAGGAGGAUGCCUGGAAAGGCUCCCAUGAUUGAGGAGCAACGCCGGCGGAAUUUGUAACGGCGGUUCUUCGACCCUAAUUUCAAUUCCCUCGAUUGUCAAGGGUUCAACGGCUAAUGAAUCUGAAAUUGAUGACUUUACAAUAGAUGGUAAUACAACCACCAAGAAAAGUCAUGACGAGGAUUGAUGGAACAAAGAUGAUGAAGCUGAGAGCGAUGAACUUGAAGAUGUAGACAAUGACGAACAUUUAAGCUUUGUACUAUAUCUUCCAUAUCAUAUCAAUACGCAUUUUAAUUUAGUUCACCUUGACUGUUUAUACUUUAGCUUGAAACAUACCCAAAUGAUGAACUAAUUUUGAGAUGUUGGUUUACUUUCUAUUAAAUGAGUUAUUUGUAA
Messenger RNA from Cuscuta campestris, 826 nucleotides. The record is from the annotation of a GenBank genome assembly. NCBI's taxonomy places the organism in Eukaryota, Viridiplantae, Streptophyta, Magnoliopsida, Solanales, Convolvulaceae.